Messenger RNA from Baudoinia panamericana UAMH 10762, 2119 nucleotides. RefSeq lists its product as uncharacterized. Bases 166 to 1893 code for a protein of 575 amino acids. Lineage: Eukaryota; Fungi; Ascomycota; Dothideomycetes; Mycosphaerellales; Teratosphaeriaceae. Gene Ontology annotation, biological process: transmembrane transport; basic amino acid transport. Gene Ontology annotation, cellular component: fungal-type vacuole membrane. The record is from RefSeq and is a predicted model, not a curated record. Gene Ontology annotation, molecular function: basic amino acid transmembrane transporter activity. The transcript is spliced from 3 exons.
CAACGGUGCUGUGGCAGCUGAGUCUGCUGGAUACAAGCUAGCCGAGAGGAUGCCCUGUCUUAGACUAAGCCAGAAGCAUCCUUGCCAGCGCGUACUGUCCGCUUAGAUCUAACAUUCUCAUCAAGUGAGCGUUGGAGGCCUGAUCGCCCUCUGCCCACAACAGUGAUGGCUGGUGAACAAGAACGGCCCAACGGCCAACCCACGGAGACCUCGCCUCUGCUUCCUAAGGCUACAGAGUCCAAUGGUGUUCCAGCAGCAAGCCUGCCAAACGAGCCCGCCGGAGUUGUUAGAGCUGGUGAUAACGCUACAGAGGAGCAGCAGCAGAGCGGAGACUCAUCGCCGGCUGGAGAUGGCCAGAAGCAAUUCGAAGGUCUACCAGAGGUCAAGAAGCAGAUGAAGUAUCUAAUGCCCGCCCUAGGAAUUGGCAUCUUUCUGGCAGCAGCCGACCAAACGAUCAUUGUCAGCAGUUAUGGCAAGAUUGGCAGCGAACUGGAUGCCCUCAACCUGACCAGCUGGAUUGCGACAUCGUACUGGCUAACGCUAACAUCAUUUCAGCCCCUGUACGGCAAACUUAGCGACAUAUUCGGGCGCAAGGCAGCAUUGCUGUUUGCUUACAGCGUCUUCGGCCUUGGCUGUCUUUUCUGCGGUUUCGCUCGGGAUAUCAACCAACUCAUUGCCGCACGAGCUUUCGCCGGCAUCGGAGCCGGUGGGAUGACGACUGUUGUCUCGAUCCUGCUCAGUGAUGUCGUUUCCCUUCGUGAGCGCGGGAAAUGGCAAGGCUACCUGAACCUCAUCUUCGCUGCGGGAAGCUCCUCUGGUCUUCCGCUAGGCGGUCUGUUUGCUGACUCUGUUGGGUGGCGGUGGUCGUUCAUCGUACAGGCUCCGUUAUGCCUUGUCGCCUUCAUUGCCGUUUCCUUUGCAUUGCAUCUGCCAACGACGGACGACGCAGAUUGGAAGAAGAAGCUUGCGCGAAUCGACUUUCUCGGCGCAGCCGUACUUAUUUCGGCAGUCUUCACACUACUACUUGCCCUUGAUCGCGGCAGCAAUGUCAGCUGGAGCGCCACCAUCACCAUAGUCUCUAUCAGCGUCUCGGUGCCGCUGUUCAUGAUCUUCGUCUUGGUCGAGAGGAAGGUUGCCAAGGAGCCCUUCGCCCCCGGACACAUCAUCUUCAACCGCUCAAUGUUCGCCUGCUAUGCUUGCAACUUCUUCUCUAUCGGGACAUUCAUGGCGAUGUUAUUCUACGUCCCACUGUUCCUCCAAGCUACUGAGGGCCUGUCUGCUACAGGUGCGAGCAUACGACUAAUUCCGGUAGUGCUCUGCAGUGUGACCGGCAGCUUGGGAGGUGGCAUAUACAUGCAACGGAGCGGCAAGUACUAUUGGCUUACGGUUCUGGCUUAUUCUGGUGUUCUGAUCGGUGCAGUUGGUGCCUUCGUCUUCUCAGGUCCGCUCAUAACCAGCACGCUUGGUGUCAUCUUGUCUGUGUGCCUUAGCGGACUUGGAAAUGGCAUUUCAGUAACUACGACCCUUAUCAGCUUGAUCGCGAAUGCCUCCCCCCAAGACCAAGCGGUGACCACAGCUUGCAGCUACCUAUUCCGCUCGCUGGGUAGCGUCUUCGGCAUUUCGAUGUCAGCUACCGUGGCGAACCAGACCCUGCGUAAAAUGUUGGCUUCUGAGCUGCCCUCACAGGGGUUGUCUCCGAAGAAGGCAGCGGAAAUUGCAGAUCGUGUCCGACAGAGCUUGACAUAUGUGAAGAACCUGGAUCCGCAGGUGCAGGCUGUUGUUAUUGACUGCUACCAAAGAAGUACGAGCGCGGCUUUUGCUCUGCAAGCUGGGCUCGUGAUCGGUGCAGUCAUAUCCUCAUGGUUUAUCACGGAGAAGACUCUAAGCAGGUAGGCUUCGUGGAAGAUGCAGUGAAAGGAACUCGCAACACUGUCGCUGGGAACGCUGUUCGUUGCUAUUAAUCUUGGUGAUGCGCUGAGUAGCAGAUAGGUCGAUGGUGAGUCCGUUCAGCGAUAGAAUUGAAGGUCCCUCACUUCAAGCUCAUAUCAAAGCCACCGUCAAACUUGGGCGGAAAGAUCAGCAAUCAAGAAAACCGUGUGCUGAAGUUGUCUCCGAAAGA